CGGAAGUCUUUGGAAGAAAAGCAGAGAGCCCUCGAUGAUAAACGGGAGCAAGUUAGGGAUGCAUUGGAUAAUAACAAAAAGAUUGACAGUACUUUACGAAAAGAAGCAAUAGAGUUAGCCAAAGGUUCUGACUGGGGUUCUCAGGUCAAUGCUGUUGACGAUGAAUAUCGCUGGGCUGGGACAAAAGAUCCCAAAGUAGUUAUAACUACUAGUAGGGAUCCUUCAAGCGUAUUGAAAGUUUUCGUAAAAGAAAUGAAGCUGAUAUUCCCCAACGCACAAAGAUUGAAUCGUGGUAAUUGUGAUGUAAAAAACCUUGUCCAGGCUUGCAGAGCUAAUGAUGUUACGGAUUUCAUUCUGUUCACCGAGACUAGGGGAGUCCCCGAUGGAAUGAUAGUGUGUCAUCUUCCCUUUGGCCCUACCGCAUGUUUCACUUUGAAUAAUGUUGUUUUGAGACAUGAUGUUCCUGAUCGAGAGAAAGUCAGUGAGCAAUAUCCUCAUUUGAUUUUCCAUAACUUAAAAUCACGGCUGGGUCAAAGAUUCACCAGCAUUUUGAAAUACUUGUUCCCUGUUCCAAAGAAAGAUUCUAAAAGAGUCAUAACUUUUGCCAAUAAUGAUGAUUUCAUUUCCUUCAGACAUCACACGUUUAAGAAAGAUUCUGAAGGAGGGGAGUAUGAAUUGAAAGAAAUUGGACCUCGAUUCGAACUUCGUCCAUAUUGUAUCAAAUUGGGUACCUUGGAGAAUUUAACAGCAGCUGAAGAUGAGUGGGUGUUACGCUCAUACACGAACACUGCUCAUAAGAAGCAGUGGCUGACAAUUCAGGAAUCGGAUGAGGAUGAGUCGUAA
Auanema sp. JU1783 is the source of this 843-nucleotide messenger RNA. NCBI's taxonomy places the organism in Eukaryota, Metazoa, Nematoda, Chromadorea, Rhabditida, Rhabditidae. The record is from the annotation of a GenBank genome assembly.